AUGUCUGCUCAGGCAUUGAAGGAGUUGCUAAAGCGAUGCAAAGAGGCAAUCUCUAGCGGGCGGUUCCCCGACGCUAUUGAGGCUGCCAACGAUGCUCUCGAGGUCGAUGAGGAAAACUACCAGGCAACACUGCUGCUAGGAAAGGCUCAAUAUCUCAACAAGGACAACACCGCCGCUUGCGCCGCCUACGACAAGGCUAUCAAGCUGGAGCCCACCCAGCCCCUGGCGUACAUUGGCCUGUUGCAGGCAUGCAACGUUCGAUCCAAUGGCAAAAAGUACCUGGCCACCCUGAUCGAGGUACUCAAGAUUCUGUGCGGACAGGACCACCAGACCAAGGCCAACGACACCUACUGCAAAAGUGAACGGGCGAUCUACUCACACGCCACCCCCGAGACACAGCUGGAGUUCACCAAACUGCAGAUCCCCGGCUCGCCGCUCUUUUCGCUCAUGGAGUCUGUCAUGCCUAAACCGGCCUUUACCUACGAGAAGCUCGUUAAAAUGGAGGAGGAGCAGGAAAAGAAGGCGCUCAACAAGGCACUGGCUGAUGCUAACUUCACCAUCACAGGCAAGAAGAAACGAACGCCCCAGCAAGUGCGGUACGACUUCCACAGCAAAUCCAACCUGCCAUUCUUGUACCAGGAGCUCAUCAACUGGACCAACAAUGACGAGCUGCGAAUCGAGACAGAGAAGAAACUGCUCAAGUGCCGAGCAGAUCUCUUGGCCAGUGCGCCUCCGGGCAAGGAGAAGGAACAGCUACAUAUGGAGGUCUCGGAUAUGGUCGAUGGUGCCGUGGUCAUCAAGGCACGCGACUCACUGGCCUGGGACCUGUAUCUCGAGUGGCUUGAUCCCCGGGAUCUUGGCGACCUCCCCAGCGAGACAGUCAAUGAGUACCUGGACUUUUUCUCUGAGACUGGUCUCCACAAGAUUCUCAGUGGAUACAUUUAUUCCGACAUCUCCAGCAUGGUAAGAACCAAGAAGGAGGACAAAAAGGACAAUGAAGAAGGCGAGGAUGGAGCGAAGGAUGGAGAGGCUGCCGAAGAUGGUGAUAUUGAGAAGACUGCAAAGGUCGACAAAAAGGAACCUAAGAAAGAGCCCAAGGAGCCCAAAAAGGAGCCUAAGGAUUCCAAGGAAAAGGACGCUGCCGAAGGCGAUGAUGACCUCACUGGACUGGAGGAGAAGGACGGCGGCAAUGACGAGGUUCUGUCGGAGGACAUCACAACAUACCUUUCCGAGGGUCUCAAGCAGGACCCCAAGUCGAUCCUGGGUCACCGAAUAUCUGCUCAGUAUUACUUCCACCACAAGGAGUAUGCUGAGGCGAUUCGAAUGUGUCUUUCCGGUAUUGAGACUGCCAACAAGUACCACGACACCUGGCUAAGUCAUGUGAAGAACGCUCUCAGACAUUUCAGCAUCAUUCUAGGAACCUGUUACAUCUUCUACCAGGCCCCUAAGAACUUUGACAACGCUCUGGAGAUCUUCAACGCAGUUCUCGAGGAGGAGCCCAAGAACGUGGCUGGUCUCGUUGGUAAGGGCCUGAUUCUGGUAGAGAAAAAGCAGUGGUCAGAGGCCCGAACCCUGCUCCAGGAGGUUGUGGACAAGAACCCCGACAACAGCCAGGCUCUUUUCGAGCUGUCGUGGUGCUGUGUCUUGAUGGGUGACUAUGAACAGGGCCGAAAGGGUCUUGAGCAUGUAAUUGGCCUUGUCACCGGUUCCGACUCUGUUUCCCGGGACCUCCGAGCUCAAUGCUAUUGGCGAAUUGGCCAGUCUUACGAGAAGGAGGGUCAUGAUGAUACACAAGUCAUUUUCCAGGCAUACCUCAAAUCGCUCACGGAGAACCCCAACUUUGCUCCCUCAUACACUGCUCUUGGUUUGCUGUACGCUGACUCUGUUGGCGAUCAGGCCCGAGCCUCUAAGUGUUUCUACAAGGCUCUGGAGCUCAGUGCACAGGAAAUCAAGGCUGCCGAGAGACUGGCCAUUGAGUUUUCUGACAAGGGAGACUGGGAUGCUGUUGAGGUGAUUGCGAACCGAGUCAUUGGUGUGAUGAAGGACAAGGUUGCGUGGCCCUACAGAGCCCUCGGUAUAUCAUAUCUCAACAAGAACGACUUUGGCAAGGCCAUCGUCAACUUCCAGUGGGUUCUUCGAGUCGAUUCCACUGACGUGAAUGCUUGGACUGGCCUCGGAGAGGCAUAUAAGAAGGCAGGACGUCUGACGAGUGCUCUGAAGGCCCUUGAGCGUGCCAACCAACUCAUUUCCAAGCAGGAGGGCGAUGAUUCUACUGAUAACCAGCUCGACAAGUGGAUUCCUGGCUAUCUUGCUGCUGUUUCUCAUUCCGAGCUUGCAGAGUACUCCGCUGCUCUGGAGAUUCUUGAGAACAUUCUCCAGCACCAUCCCCACGAGAACAUUGUUCUGCGAGCUCUGCAAACCACACUCAACAGCGCUGCUACUGCAUCUAUCACCGAUGGACUCUACGUUGAGGGCGCCAAUUACGCCAUCAAGUCUCUGGAGUCGUGUGUCGUGAGUGUUGGCCUUGGCCACCAAUCUCAAGAUUUGUGGAAGUCUAUUGGUGACGCUUGUGCGGUCUUCCUACGAGUGGAGAGUCAGAUCCAGCGGUUCCCCAUCGAGCUGGCGAAGAAGAUCUUUUCCGGCAUGUCUGCAGACAAGGUACGGGAGUUCAACAACUUUGCCGAGCGAAACUUUUCGUUCGACUCCAACCACGCUCUUCUCGUUCAGAUUGGAGAGCAUGACGGCCAGCCUCUGGACGGCGCUGAUUUGGAGUACCCUACUCCCGUGACUCAGGAGUCCAUCAACGUGCUCUACCUGACUGCCUUCAAAUACUCUCUUCUGUGUGCUCGUCCCGACCCCUCCACCCAGGCUGCAGGAUGGUAUAAUCUCGGUUUGGCCGAGCUAGGUCUGGCCCUCAAGGCUCAGGACAAGAGCGACGACAACCUCAACCUGGCUGCUUCUCAGUGUCUCAAGCGAGCCCUGCACAUCGAGCACAAGAACGCCGACAUUUGGAACGCAUUUGGUGUGGCUUCUGUUCGGCUCAACGUUCGAGUCGCUCAGCAUUGUUUCAUCCGAGCUCUGACUCUCAACAACCGGGCUCCUCAGAUCUGGGCCAAUCUUGGUGCUCUGUACCUCGGUCAAGGCGACCUGGAGCUAGCCAAGGAAUCCUUCAGUCUAACCCAGACCAUGGAUCCUGAGUUCGUUGAGGCCUGGCAGGGUCUUGGUAUCAUUGCCAGCGUUACUGGAGAUGAGAAGAAGGCCCGGGCAAACUUCGAGCAAUCCUUUGUGGUUUCCAAGGGUGUUCAGGACCUCGCCAAGCUUCUUUACGGACUCUCAGUGUUCGAGAAGGUCAGCUGCACUGGUUCUCGAGAAGUUGCAGUUGAGAACGCUACUCUCGCCUUGGACAAGCUGCUCAAGGCUAAACCCAACUCCAAGCUCGGUCUGCUGCUACGAGGAUCUCUUUUGGAGUUCCAGGGUGACUACGAGGAGGCUGAGAUUCAAAUCACCAACCUCUGUAACGCUCUUGAGGUGCUCUACGAGGAACUGGAGUCUGAUCAUGACCUGGAGGAUUUUGCCAAGGCCAAGUCUCAGCUCGCUCGAAUUGCUCUUGGUAUGCACGACUUCGAGGCUGCUAUUCAGCACGCGGAGUUUGCUCUGGAUGUUGCCCAGGAGCGACCCAACCUCACCAAGACGCGGCUCUCUGCACAAAUCACGUGCGGCCUGGCCCACUUUUUUAUCUCGCAGUUUGACGAGUCCAUCUCGUGUUUCCAGCAGGCUCUUGAGGAGUCUGAUGAGGAUCAGGAGAUUGUGGUUCUGCUUGUGCAGGUUCUGUGGGCCAAGGGCGGUGAGGCCCGUGAUGUGGCUCGAGACCAGCUCUACGACUCUGUGGAGCACAAGGGAUCCAAUCUGCAGAUUGCUCUUGUUCUUGGAGCUAUUGGUCUGGUGGAGGACAAUUCCGACCUGCAGGAUGCUGCACUUGAUGAGCUUAACGGCCUGUCUCUGGAUCUGAAGCUCAAGGACACUGGCAACAAGCUCGAGUGGGUGACAUCACUACUUGCUAAGAGUCUCACGGGAUCCGAUUUUGAGGCUGCCCUGCCCUGGAGACGGUCUGCGUUUGUCAACCACUCCGAGUACAAGGUGUGGAGCCAUGUGGACAAGAAGAUUGCUCUGCAGGUGGCCAACCAGAACGCUCUCAACCGAGCAAGCUUUGACUACACACAGCUUUCUGAUGCUCUGGUGGAUAUUGGUACCCUGGAAUGUGCCCAGCGAGCUCUCUUCCUGCGGCCCUCUUCUGUUGACGCGUGGAAGACUCUUGCUGGGUGUGUUUAA
Yarrowia lipolytica CLIB122 is the source of this 4329-nucleotide messenger RNA. Lineage: Eukaryota; Fungi; Ascomycota; Dipodascomycetes; Dipodascales. The record is from RefSeq and is a predicted model, not a curated record.